AUGCGCGCCUCUACAAUCCUCUUUACCCUCUUCGCCACUCUUGCCGUCGCGGCGCCGAGAAACAUGGGCGCCGACGAUGUCAACUCCCUCCUUGAGACCCGCGCUUGCGCGCAGCCGGGUACCUGCUCCAAGGGCGGCGACGACGGCACGUUCUGCUCCCAACUCAACUGCUGCAGUAACUCAAAGUCUGGCAAAGGCGGCGCUGUCUGCUGCUGCAACUAA
Molecule: messenger RNA, 222 nt
Organism: Colletotrichum spaethianum
Lineage: Eukaryota; Fungi; Ascomycota; Sordariomycetes; Glomerellales; Glomerellaceae
Exons: 2
Coding region: 1-222 (73 amino acids)
Source: RefSeq, a predicted model, not a curated record